CAAGAUGAAUUGCGCGUGUAGUAAGGCAAAUGAACAGCGCUAUAUAUCCCUUGUAGGAUUUGUGUCCUCUUCCUGGUGAUGUCCGCAGCUUCACCGGUCCGGCAUAGUCCACCCCGGUGGAAAGAAAGGGUCGCCGAGGAGUGAUGCGCUCGAGCGGUAAGGGGGCCAUCAGCUGCGUGGUCGGCCUACCACUGUAGCGAGCACAUUUUACGCACCCUUUAAUGACGUCUCUCACCAACGAACGGCCAUGGAUUAUCCAGUAGCGUCGCGCCAGCAUGCUUCUGGGAAUAGAGGCAGACUGUUGUUGCGCGGGAGGGCAGGAAAGAAGGGCCCUGUGGUGCGCGAAAGACAGAAGACGCAAGUUCCCGUACCGCUGCUCCAGGUCCUCCCAGGCUCCUUGGUAUCCAGCAUCGGUGAUUGGCGUAUUUUGGAUGACCUCCGCUGCUUCUCCGGUCAAGGCCGACUUAAGGUACAGCAAUUUCCGUACAUCCUGAAGGUUGGGAACGCUGUGAACGAGACUCUUAAAAAGAUCUCGAAAACUCUCCCAUUUUAA
Messenger RNA from Osmia bicornis bicornis, 553 nucleotides. RefSeq lists its product as uncharacterized. Bases 248 to 553 code for a protein of 101 amino acids. The transcript is spliced from 2 exons. The record is from RefSeq and is a predicted model, not a curated record. Lineage: Eukaryota; Metazoa; Arthropoda; Insecta; Hymenoptera; Megachilidae.